This is a messenger RNA of Chaetomium strumarium, 2533 nucleotides long. Its product is annotated as myosin-binding striated muscle assembly central-domain-containing protein. NCBI's taxonomy places the organism in Eukaryota, Fungi, Ascomycota, Sordariomycetes, Sordariales, Chaetomiaceae. Bases 218 to 2314 code for a protein of 698 amino acids. Gene Ontology annotation, molecular function: Hsp90 protein binding. The transcript is spliced from 2 exons. Gene Ontology annotation, cellular component: cytoplasm. The record is from RefSeq and is a predicted model, not a curated record.
GACCUGGCAGUGAAGUCCUGCAUCCUGCAUCCAACUCACAGUUUACCUUGGCUGCCGCCUACCAUCACACUAGGCUGCCACUGCGCAUCUCACCAAUACAGCUCUCUUUGGGGCUAAUAACGCCGCACUCAAGCGGAUUUCAGCCAAGCAGUGAGCCUCCGUGCGGCAUUUGGACAAUCUCGGCAUUCUCGGAGCUCAUUUCUUAUUUGGCGCCAACAUGGCUACGGCAGCCUCAGUGGCGUCCGAUGGGCCCCAAUCCCUGAGCAGGCAGGACCAGACAUUGCUCCUCUUCGCGGGCCUGAUGGAGGGCGGCAAGGAGGACGAAGAGACCGUGGCCAACCUGGGAAAGCUGACGAAGCUCCUAAACGAAGAUGCCGAACUCACUAAGAAGGGAGAACCAUCAAUCACGGACGUGAUCGAUGGCGACUGCGUCGAUACUAUUGUUGGCUACCUUGAUAUGAGGCAGCCCGAGGCUGUGCGAGGACGUGCCACGCUCUGCACCUCGGCGUAUCUCAAGGCUGCCGGCGAAGAUGGCAAGAAGAAGCUGUCCGAGUUCUUCCACGCCAGAGUCCAGCGAGCCACGUACGAUGACUUCAUCGUUGCAUUUUGCGUUGCCUCCACCAUCUUCCCAAUCGAGCCCGACUUGACCUCCGAACUCCUGUUGAGCGAGGGCUUCUUGCCUAGCCUCGGUCCACUGAUGCGACGGAAGUGGAAGAGCAGGAAGGUCGAGACGGCGUGCCUGGACAUGCUUAACGCGGCAUGCAUGAAUGCACUGUGCCGGGAGGCCGUCCAGAAGUACUGCGUCGAUUGGCUUGAGGAAAUCGUCGACCAGGACCCCGAAGAUGCCGUGACGAACUUGCACCAUAUUGACCCCGGCGUCAAUACGCAGGAGGGGUCUAUCUCGAUGAGACGGCAUUCUCAGCAUGUCCAAAACCUCGCCGCCGUGGUCUUGGCGAAGCUCAGGGCAGUUCCAGCUCCAUCCGCCGGGAACCAGCCCGGGCAGCAAUCCGAGCCUGGGAUACCAUCGGCGACAACCACCAUUGAGGAGCUUUCGAAGAGGUUCACCAAGAUGCUCGUGGACGACUCUGGCCACGUCCAGACUUCCGUUGAAGGGCUAGCAUAUGCGUCUCUGCAGUCGAAGGUCAAGGAGGAGUUGGCUCGUGACGAGGAGUCGCUCAUGCGCCUUGUCAAAACGCUGGAGUCGGCUGCUCCGAAGUCUCCCCUGAUGUACGGGGCUCUCAGCAUCUUCGCCAACCUCACCCGGUACCAGCCGUUUGAGACAGAGGAGCAGAAAAAGUUGAAGCAGCUCAAAGCCUACGCAAACGCAGGCGGGAAGCUGCAGCCUGAUCCCCUGAACGAUGACACCCAUGUUGCAGAGCGCUGUAAGCGUGUGUUUGAAGCUGGCAUCACACCCGUGCUGGUCACGCACUGCAAGACCGGCUCCGUCGCGUCGCUCUCACUCACCAUAUCCAUUAUAUUCUCGCUCUCCAUGACCCCCGCUCUCCGGGGACAACUCGCUCAACAAGGAGCGGUGCGGUUGCUCAUCGCGGCCUGGACCGCUCUUCCCGAGGCAGAAGACAAGCCUCGCCGCACGGCAGCCCAAGCCCUAGCGCGCAUUCUCAUCUCCACCAACCCGGCUCUUGUUUUCCGCCAGACUCCCCAGAGCGCUGCAAUCCGCCCUCUAACAUCCAUCAUCACGCCCGACCCGAACGCCGAGACCCGCGACCUGCUCCCGACCUUCGAGGCCCUCCUCGCGCUGACCAACCUCGCUUCGACGGACAACGACACCCGCGGAAGCAUCGUGCGCGCCGCCUGGAACGACAUCGAAGAGCAGCUCUUCAGCACCAACACCCGUGUGUCCACCGCCGCCGUCGAGCUGAUCUGCAACCUCGUGCAGAGCCCCGAGGAGGCCCUCUCCCUCUUUGGCGACGGGUCGGUGAAGGCCGAGAACCGGAUCAAAGUCGUCCUGGCGCUGGCCGACGCCGAGGACGAGAAGACGCGCAGUGCCGCGGGAGGAGCCCUGGCCAGCCUGACGGGCUUCGACGUCGUGGUGCGCGGGAUCGUGUCCCAGCCGCGUGGACCCCCGAUCCUGCUCGAUCUGUGCCGCGACGACAGCGAGGGUCUGAGGCACAGGGGCGCCGUUAUUGUGAAUAACAUGAUCUCCCAUGAGGGCGAGGUCGGAAAGGUGGCGAGGGGGAAGCUGGUGGCGGCUGGUGCGGUGGAGGCACUGACCGAGUGUGUGAAGAAGAGUCGCUCGCCCGAGGUGAUUCAGAUCGUCGUGCAGACCUUGGAGGUGCUCCUUGAGCAGAAGUGAGGGCGGGAGGGGAUGUGUGGUGCCCAUCUAGGCGUCGCUUGCAUUGAAGGGGGGCUUGUAAGGCGAGAUACCUUUUAAGAUAUGCAGGGGUUGCUCAACGAAACACAUAAGCCUAAAACGCACUGCAAAGAGGUUUAGCCGUGGAGUUCGAUUAAAUUAACCUCCCGGGUCUAGCGAGGAUCAUACCCAUUUCGUCGCUCCUUACCUUACCUUGUCAGA